Ceratitis capitata (Mediterranean fruit fly) is the source of this 986-nucleotide messenger RNA. RefSeq names its product ribosomal RNA-processing protein 7 homolog A. Gene Ontology annotation, biological process: rRNA processing; ribosomal small subunit assembly. The transcript has 2 exons. Bases 105 to 908 code for a protein of 267 amino acids. Lineage: Eukaryota; Metazoa; Arthropoda; Insecta; Diptera; Tephritidae. Gene Ontology annotation, cellular component: UTP-C complex; CURI complex. The record is from RefSeq and is a predicted model, not a curated record.
UCUCUGACUAGUAAGCAGAAAGACGUGAGAUCAGCUGUUGUAAACAAACCAUUGCACGUGUAGUGUUCAGCUCAAACAUAUUUAAUUUGUGUUAAGUAGAAAAUAUGCCAGAAAUCGAAGGAUAUAAAGUGGUACCACUGCGACUUAGUGCAGAUCGGCCUUUGGAACUGUGUCAUCAAAUUUACAUGCGUGAACACUUCAUACGUCUUGAAGAUACAGAUAAACCAAAAGGCCGCACACUCUUCCUGCUGAAUGUACCGCCCUACGUAACGGAACAGAGUCUUGGCACUUUCUUUCGUACCAAAGUGGAUAUUCCAAAUAAAGUAAGUUUUGCCGAACGACCUGGACGAAAUGAAAGUGAAAAAUGGCAACAACACUAUAUACCAUUCAGCAGUCCAACAGCACCAUUUAAAUUUAAAGUUGCGUAUGUUGUUUUUCAUAAAAACACUGGCGUAAAACGGGCUCUGCAAUUAGACAGCAUUGAUUUAUUUAAUAGUGAUGGUAAUUGUGUGCUGGAAUCCGGUAUGCAAUUGUGGCAUCUUCAAUAUCAGAAACAUAUCUUGAAUGAAAAGGAACUACAGGCGCGUAUUGAUAAGUAUAUGGAAAGCUAUGAUAAACGUGAACAAGAAGCAUUAGAAGCGGCUAAGAACUCCGAAGCAGAUGCUGAAGGUUGGGUUACCGUGGGCAAGCAAGGUCGGAAUGCCGGUUUCGAGCAGAAAGAAUCAGUUGUUGGACGUUUAGAGGAGAAAAUAGUGCGUGGCAAGAAAAAGAAGGAAUUAGAAAACUUCUACACAUUCCAAAUACGUGAAUCCAAGAUGAAGAACAUAGUUGAGUUGCGCAAAAAGUUCGAAGAAGACAAGCAAAAAAUUGAAGCGCUUAAAAAGACAAGGCGUUUUAGACCUUUUUAACCUACAUAGUUUUAAGAACUCAUUUCUUCUAGUUAAAAGCUCUUAUUUAAAAUUUAUAAUUUUUAUUUGCAAAAAAGU